AUGAGUCCAAGUACAAAGUUCUUAGAUAUAUUGAGCCAGGUGUGGGCGAAUCUACCCUUAAUAGAAGUGCUGCAAGAAGUUCCUAAAUAUGCCAAGUACUUGAGAGACAUCAUGGCCAAUAAAAGAAGGUUGAUAGAGUUUGAAGCGGUUUCACUUACUGAGGAGUGGAGUGCUAGAGUCCAUUGUAAGCUCCCGACUAAGUUGAAGGAUCUAGGCUAUUUCAUAAUUCCCUUGAAGAUCGAAAAACAUGAGGUUGGUAGAGCCUUGAGCGAUCUAGGAGAGAGCAUUAAUUUGAUGCCUUUAUCUAUUUUCAAGCAGCUCGAAUUUGGAGAACCUAGGCCUACUAUUAUAACUCUACAGCUAGAUUCCAAUUAUUUUGGGCGACCAUUCUUGGCCAUUGGAGGAGCACUUAUUGAUGUGAGGGAAGGCAAGCUAAAGAUGAUAGUGCAUGAUGAAGAAGAUACAUUUAAUGUGCACAAGGUGCUCAACCUGCCCAAGCAUUAUGAGGACUUGUGCAUGAUUUCGGUGAUUGAAUCAAAGGCAAUUGAUCCCAGGAUUGAUGUGAGUGUUGAUGCCAUCACAAAGAGAAGUGAGCCUGAAAAACUUCAGUUGGUUGAAAAUGUAAAAUUGUGUAAGGGCAAGACAAAGAAGUUGCAUGACAAGAACCUUGCACAUUGUGAGUUUAAGCCGGGUCAAUCCGUGCUUGUGCAUAAGUCAAGAUUAAAGAUCUUCCCUAGAAAGCUCCAGCCUCGAUGGUGUGGUCCAUUUGAGAUAGUUUGUGCUAUAAGGCAUGGCGAUGUGGAACUUAGGGAUCCCAUGCAUGGUGAUAUGGUUUUUGUCAAAGAGCAAAGAGUCCAACCGUAUUGA
Messenger RNA from Nicotiana tabacum (common tobacco), 867 nucleotides. The record is from RefSeq and is a predicted model, not a curated record. Lineage: Eukaryota; Viridiplantae; Streptophyta; Magnoliopsida; Solanales; Solanaceae.